Achroia grisella is the source of this 546-nucleotide messenger RNA. Its product is annotated as 14 kDa phosphohistidine phosphatase-like. Gene Ontology annotation, molecular function: protein histidine phosphatase activity. The coding region runs from base 1 to 546 and encodes 181 amino acids. NCBI's taxonomy places the organism in Eukaryota, Metazoa, Arthropoda, Insecta, Lepidoptera, Pyralidae. Gene Ontology annotation, cellular component: cytosol. Gene Ontology annotation, biological process: peptidyl-histidine dephosphorylation. The record is from RefSeq and is a predicted model, not a curated record. The transcript is spliced from 4 exons.
AUGGCGGGCAAGGUUGAUGAACCCGUCGGCCGGCCUGAGGACCAUCGAGGCUGUCCGUCCCAUCCUCAGGAAGUGGAUGAAUCUGAGAAAGCCACUGACGUACCGCAUGACACAGAUACUGUCCGGACACGGCUGCUUCGGGCGGGUGGUGCAAGUUUAAUUUCGCUACAAACCAUCAAAACAAUGGCAUCAUCUUCAUUGGCGGAUGUGCCUACAGUAGAUAUAGAUCCAUCUGGGGUAUUUAAAUAUCUGCUGAUUAAAUUAUAUGAUAGAAAACAAAGUGAAGAAAACUUUGUAUACAUUGUUCGCGGUUACUGCAGAUGCAUUUACCAUUCAGACGUAUAUGUGGAGGUACAAGAAAAACUGCAUCCAUUAGAUUGUGACAUAGUGGGCGGGGGUAGUAUAUCACAUGAACCGAGUUUAAAGAAGAUUCGCAUCUAUGGUCAUGCACACGGCUAUGGCAAAGCAGACCAUGAAAUAACAGCCAAACUUAUCAAAGCUGCAUUCCCUAACUAUAAAAUCACAAUUAGUGAUAAGGCAUAUUAA